CCAGCCAGCGUGUUGGAGCUCGGGGCUUGUAGACCGCCCGGCGUUGAGCUCCCGCACACUCUCGCGUGAUACGACAGCUAUCCCAGCAGGGCCCCGACACUGAUUAGCCGCCGCAGUCGCAGGCUGAUCGAUCAUGAAGGCAGGAAGGGCGUUGGCGGCCCUGCUGCAGCGGGGCUGGGCUGCCGCACCCCACCCCUCGCAGCAGCAACCUGGGGCCCUCCGGCAGCUGCAGCGCGGCCUGUCCGGCGGCCCGUUCGCAGGCCGCGCCGGAGGGGCUGCCGCAGCUGCGCCCUGGCUGGCGGCGGUGGCAGCGGGCCUGGCGGGCGGCGUCGGGCUGCAGCUGUAUAGCAGCACCGACCCGGCGCAGUGCCGCGCUGCCGACAAGCCCGCUGCUUCCGGUAAGGGGGCGAAGGAGUUUGAUAAGGAGGAGGUGGCCAAGCACCGCACCAAGGAGACAGGCAUCUGGGUGACCUACAAGGACGGCGUGUACGAUGUGACCAAGUUUGUGGAGCAGCACCCGGGCGGCGCGGCGCGCCUCAUGCUGGCCGCGGGCGGCGCCAUCGACCCCUUCUGGGCCAUGUACCAGCAGCACAACAACGACCAGGUCAAGGGCAUGCUGGAGGAGUAUCGCAUCGGGCGGCUCAAGGGCGGCGCCGCCGCCCCCGUGGCCGACCCAUACGCAAACGAGCCCGCCCGCCUGCCCGCCCUCAUCGUGCGCAGCCAGAAGCCCAUGAACUCGGAGACGCCCAAGGAGCUGCUGGUGGGCAGCCUCAUCACCCCCAACGAGCUCUUCUACGUGCGCAACCACCUGCCCGUGCCGCACGUGGACGCCGCCACCUACCGGCUGCGGGUGGAGGGGGAGGGGGUGCGCACGAUGGAACUGAGCCUGGAGGAGCUGCAGACCCGGUUCCGCCGCCACUCGGUCACCGCCACGCUGCAGUGCACCGGCAACCGCCGCAACGACUUCAACCUCACGCAGCGCCCUGUCAAGGGGCUGGAGUGGGAUGGGGGAUCCAUCAGCACCGCAGUGUGGUCUGGCGUGCGGCUGCGUGAUGUGCUGCUGGCUGCGGGGCUGGAGGACGACAACCCGGAUGUGGCGCACAUCCAGUUUGAGGGGCUUGACACGGACAUGGCCAGCCAGUGCUAUGGCGCCAGCGUGGAGGUGGACAAAGCCAUGGACCCUCAGGGGGACGUGCUGCUGGCCUUUGAGAUGAAGGGCGCCCCGCUGCCCGCCGACCACGGCUACCCCGUGCGGGUGGUGGUGCCGGGGGUGGCGGGCUGCCGCUCGGUCAAGUGGCUGGGCAAGAUCGUGGCGUCCGACCAGGAGAGCGCCUCCUUCUGGCAGCGCAAGGACUACAAGGCAUUCAGCCCCAGCGUGGACUGGCACAAUGUGGACUGGGAGUCGGCGCCCGCCAUCCAAAACAUGCCGGUCACCUCCCACAUCUGCGAGCCGCUGAGCGGCGCCGCCAUCGACGACGACGAGGUCACGGUCAAGGGGUAUGCGUGGAGCGGCGGCGGGCAGGGCAUCAUCCGGGUGGAUGUGUCGGCGGAUGGCGGCGCCACCUGGCACACCGCGGAGCUCAACAAGGUGCCGCAGAAGCGAGGGCGCGGCUGGGCGUGGGCGCUGUGGGAGGCGACCGUGCCGCUGCCCAAGGGCGCCAAGGGCGCCGUGCAGCUGGUGGCCAAGGCCACCGACGAGAGCUACAACACGCAACCGGAGCAGGCGGCACCCAUCUGGAACCUGCGCGGCGUCAACUGCAACUCGUGGCACCGCGUCAGCGUGAACGUGCAGUAGGCUUGGGGGUGCGGCUGGCUGACGCCGGCCGCAGCGGUGGCGGGCAGCUUGCCCAUGCGCGCUGCAGCGCGGGGGACUCGUGUCCACCAUCACCGCACCUUCUCCAUUCCUGUUGCAUGCUAUUGCUUCCUCUCCUCGAUUUCUUCAGCAUUCCGUUUAAUUGCUCCUUAGUUA
Molecule: messenger RNA, 1969 nt
Organism: Chlorella variabilis
Lineage: Eukaryota; Viridiplantae; Chlorophyta; Trebouxiophyceae; Chlorellales; Chlorellaceae
Exons: 12
Coding region: 134-1795 (553 amino acids)
Cellular component (GO): mitochondrion
Molecular function (GO): oxidoreductase activity; molybdenum ion binding; molybdopterin cofactor binding
Source: RefSeq, a predicted model, not a curated record